This is a messenger RNA of Sphenostylis stenocarpa, 522 nucleotides long. The record is from the annotation of a GenBank genome assembly. Lineage: Eukaryota; Viridiplantae; Streptophyta; Magnoliopsida; Fabales; Fabaceae.
AUGGGAGACACCAAACUACCUGAAGUACUCUUGCUACUCUUCACCAUAAUUCUUGCGGCUAGAUUUACGCAAGGAAUUAAAACAGAAGAAUUGUUAUCUCAAUCCUCUGAACACCAAAGAGAGCCAAGUUUGGAGGAUGGCAAUGAGGCAUGGAAAAUGAGGAAUUCAAGGAGACUGAUGAUUGGAUCCACAGCACCAACUUGUACGUACAAUGAGUGUAGAGGUUGUAAGUAUAAAUGCAAAGCUGAGCAAGUGCCAGUAGAGGGAAAUGACCCAAUUAAUAGCCCAUACCACUACAGAUGUCUUACCAUAAGUGUAUGGCAUUUCCCUGCUCAUUAUGAAGUAACUACAAGACGGGUAUCAAAUAGGCCAAUGAAAGAAGUUAAGAGUCCUGCAAACAUUAACUUCAUUACAAAUUUAUGGACUUUUGUUGAAUAUGGUCUUCAUGCACGUGGCAAUGAGGUCUGGAUUUGUGCCAUUCUCAGAGGAAACAGAAAGAACAUGAAGCAUGUUGGUGCUUAA